Caenorhabditis remanei is the source of this 1461-nucleotide messenger RNA. RefSeq lists its product as uncharacterized. NCBI's taxonomy places the organism in Eukaryota, Metazoa, Nematoda, Chromadorea, Rhabditida, Rhabditidae. Bases 1 to 1461 code for a protein of 486 amino acids. The record is from RefSeq and is a predicted model, not a curated record. The transcript is spliced from 11 exons.
AUGGGCUUAUGCAUCCAACGAGUGAAACCACAUCUGACUCCACUUUUCACGUUUUUCUACAUCAUGGAAUUUCCGAGCUCUUUGUUGAAUUUAACUAAGAUCGAGGAUUCUGACGGAGACACCAGACGAAAUUCAGAAUGUUUCACUGAGCGUUCCAGGAAAAGUCAACCGAAACCGCAGUUAACCAGAUGGUCUUCCGAAAGUGAUUUGACCAAAGCUUGUUCGUACGAUGUGUCUGUUGAAACGAUGAGAAGAAAUUCUUUAGAAGAGGUAUCACAAUGUAUGCAAACUCGACUGGAUGCAGAAACUGCAAGUAUUCUUGAAAAUGGUAAAGUGACUGACGAAAAUUCUCUGAAAAAAAAGACUUUCUUGAUGAACAUGUUCCGAACAGCUGUUUUGAAAGUGAUGACCGAACCAGCUGGUGAUGAAUGUGAGGGUCCUGUUGCUCCAUUACCAAACGAUCCAUUCACUAACCUCACACUACUACCCACUCAAAAAACCAAAGCUAUCUACCUUUCUCAGGUGUUCAAGUAUGCAGUCAAACAGACUAUCAUACAUCAGCGUCAGGAGAAGUCAAGUGGCGACCCAUGGGACGAGUUUUUCUAUAGGAUAUACAGUGCAGAGAAGCCAAGAAUGGAUAAUGCUAGACAAUGUCAUAGUGCAGGAGUGAAAUUGAAUAUAAAUAAAGAGCUUCAAGACAAACUGGUGUUCACGGACUACGAUAGCAGUAUAAAAGACAAGCUGACACCGUAUAAGUCAAGCUCAUCAGAUCGAGGUAAACGAGCAUUUGACAAUCUGAGUCGAAUAUCAAGCAAUAUUUCGAAACGGCGACAACAAGAGAUUAGCGAAAAAGGAGGCGCCGAGCACUUGUCUCAACAUGCGACUCUUCCGAAAUUGCCACCCCGACAACGAGAAAUGGAACGGACCGAUGAGCGCGGCCGUCGGUUUCGAGUUGAGAAACAUCAACUUACUCUUCGGAAGGAUCUCCGCAUCUCCAGCGUCCUUCUUGACAUCGCACGACUUUGGUGGCCAUGGGAUUCCUCCGAGCUUCUGCAAAUGAGCAUUGUUCUUCAUUCUAACUUCAGCUGUAGUUACCUUAGCGUUGAGCACAGUUGGGCUCGGAGUGCGGUUCUCCGCCUCGUUUCCGUUCUCCUGUCCGAACGUCUCCGUGGCGAAGGUGACCUUUGUUGGCGAAGCGAUUGGAGAAGCAAUCGGCGAAGCAACUGGAGAAGCCUCACGAAUUUGAGUGCUAGAAGCAAGAAGCUCCUGAGCCUUGCGAAGCUCUUCCUCGUCCUCAUCGUCCUCAUCGACUUCAGAAGCAAGAGUCAAUUUGACCUCCUCGAUCUCGUUUGGCUUAUCAGCCUCCUCCUCCUCAACAAAGUCCGAGAUUUGGCUCUCUUGAAGAACCUCCUGUGGAGCAUCGACAACCUCAAUCGUUGGAGUAGUUGGAGUCUUGGCUGA